This is a messenger RNA of Sus scrofa (pig), 9798 nucleotides long. RefSeq names its product failed axon connections homolog, metaxin like GST domain containing (gene FAXC). Gene Ontology annotation, cellular component: cytoplasm. Lineage: Eukaryota; Metazoa; Chordata; Mammalia; Artiodactyla; Suidae. The record is from RefSeq and is a predicted model, not a curated record.
CCGCGCCCCCAGAGCGCCGCUGAGCCCGCGCCCGGCCGUGCCGGCCCUUUCCCAUGCGGGCGGCGCGGGCCCUGGGAGGGGCGCCCGCAGCCAGCCGCGCAGCAUGCACUGGGGGGUUGGCUUUGCCUCGUCCAGGCCGUGCGUGGUGGAUCUGAGCUGGAACCAGAGCGUCUCCUUCUUCAGCUGGUGGGCCGGGUCCGAGGAGCCCUUCACCUUUUAUGGGGACAUCAUCGCUUUCCCUUUGCAGGAUUACGGUGGGAUCAUGGCAGGGCUGGGCUCCGAUCCCUGGUGGAAGAAAACCCUUUACUUGACCGGGGGAGCUUUGCUGGCCGCAGCUGCGUAUCUGCUCCACGAACUCCUGGUCAUUAGGAAACAGCAGGAGAUUGACUCCAAAGAUGCUAUUAUUUUGCAUCAGUUUGCAAGACCUAACAAUGGUGUCCCCAGUUUAUCUCCGUUCUGCUUGAAAAUGGAAACUUAUUUAAGGAUGGCUGACUUACCCUAUCAGAACUAUUUUGGUGGAAAACUCUCUGCUCAAGGAAAAAUGCCUUGGAUUGAAUAUAAUCAUGAAAAAGUUUCUGGGACAGAAUUCAUAAUUGACUUUCUGGAAGAGAAACUUGGAGUGAAUUUAAACAAAAACCUUGGUCCUCAUGAAAGAGCCAUCUCCAGGGCGGUGACUAAGAUGGUGGAGGAGCAUUUCUACUGGACCUUAGCUUAUUGCCAGUGGGUGGACAAUCUCAAUGAGACCCGGAAGAUGCUCUCUCUUAGUGGUGGCGGUCCCUUCAGUAACCUGCUGAGGUGGGUCGUGUGCCACAUAACGAAAGGAAUCGUGAAACGCGAGAUGCACGGCCACGGCAUUGGCCGCUUCUCAGAGGAAGAGAUUUACAUGCUGAUGGAGAAGGACAUGCGGUCGUUAGCGGGGCUUCUGGGUGAUAAGAAGUACAUCAUGGGGCCCAAGCUUUCCACUCUCGAUGCCACUGUGUUUGGACACUUGGCACAGGCAAUGUGGACCUUACCUGGGACGAGACCUGAGCGGCUGAUAAAAGGUGAGCUGAUCAAUCUGGCCAUGUACUGUGAGAGGAUAAGGAGGAAAUUCUGGCCCGAGUGGCACCAUGAUGAUGACAAUACCAUCUAUGAGUCCGAGGAGAGCAGUGAAGGCAGCAAAACGCACACGCCCCUGCUGGAUUUCAGCUUUUACUCAAGGACAGAGACCUUUGAAGAUGAGGGAGCAGAGAACAGUUUUUCCAGGACCCCAGAUACAGAUUUCACUGGACACUCGCUCUUUGAUUCCGACGUGGACAUGGAUGACUACACAGACCAUGAACAGUGCAAGUGAUGUUUGGCCUCGCUGACCCUCUUCUGUUGGAGCUACCCCUCCCUGGGGUCGGUCCAGCUUCCCAGGUAGAAAUUCCUCCGAGCUGGGAGGAGGUCAUCGUGCUUGGCACAGUUCUCCCAGACUAACUGGACUAGAGCAGCCUUAUUUCUUUUGUUUUUGUACAAAUAAAACACAGAACCAUUCCAAUGGCUCCAUUGAAAACAAACAGGCAAAAAAAAAAAAAAAAAAGUCAGCAUGGUUUCUGAAGUCCAUUUUUGUUUUCAUUAGAAAACUAACAUUGUGUGGUAGAGCAGGUGCAAGAGCGGGUCACCCACAGACUGUGGUGACAUUGAUCCCCUUCAACCCGAGGGCUUGGUUGUGAGAUGGAUUCUUGAACAUCCUUCAUGCAGCAGGGUUCAAAGUCAUGGAAGAGGUCAUCAGAAGAAAUGUAGGACAUAAGUGUUCUAAGGUGGCUGCUUGUAUUUUAUGUGUGUCUAUUGUAUAUUGAGAUACAAGUCAAAUAAAAUCCAUAGGUAUUCAGUGAACACCUGCUAUGUGUAAAGCACUGUGCUAGGUGCUAACCAGUAUCAGUUUUAUUCUAAGCCCUGCCAGUGACUAGCUGUGUGAUUUCGGGCAAGUCCCUUAAUUCUUGUGUGCCUCAUUUCCCCCACCUGUAAAGUGGGGGUGACAAUAGUCUCCACCUACCUACCUCACAGGGGUGUUGUGAGGAUUCAUGUGGUAACAUUCGGCGCUUCAAACCUCUGGGAAGAGGUGUGACAUAAACACGUUUUACUCCUUGACGGGCUUCAUACGUGUGAAGAUUGGAGGGCAAAGGAAUUCCAUCUCCAGCAGCCAUAGUCACUAGCCAAAGCCAAGCUGGUGGAACACACACCAUGACAUGGUUAGGAUUCUGUCAUCGUCAUCUCUGUGAUCUCGCUUGAAUGGAAAUCUUUUGUUGAGAGAACCUUGGAAAUAUUUUUACAGAUCAUCAACAGCUGCAAACAGUCUUCAAUUCCACUGUAUAUUUGCAAAGAAGACUUUCUUUCGUUGCCUGAACGCAAGCCGGCACAUUGUCCUUUGUUGACUCCAGACUGUUAAGUUGCCUACGUUCGCUUUACUCGGAGGGAAUAAAGCUCAGGAAUAGGAUGGGUUUAAUAGACGUGAAGGGAAAAGGAUUUGGUUUUUGCAAGCAGAAGCUUGCCAACUUGUAAUGUCUUUUUUUUUUUUUUUUUUUUUUUUUUUUUUUUUUUUUUUUGGCAAACAAAUCUUGCAAGAUGCAUUGAAAAGAUGAGGUAGGAAGAGGAUCGUGUAACUGGUAUCAAAGCACUUUGUGCAGUGUAGACUCUAUGCAGUUUUCUUCAUGCACCUUUUCUGGUAUUCUCAGCCAUUGUCCAGUGAGGGGAAGACAACGCUGAGGAAAACCUUAAUGUUUCUUAAGGGUUUCUCCUUGCCUCCCUGUAUCCCUCUUCCUCCCCUGGAACACCUGAACUCUUGGGGAUACUGUUGUGAUGAAAGCUCUCUGUCUCUGAGCUUGUAGUUUUGGUUGACUUACAGUGACAAAUGGGGUGAUGGCUGUGCAUUUGGGCUUCUUACCACAACUUGACUGGGUAAGGGUUGUACCUUAUGGGGUUAAAGAGGAACUUCUUAAAAGACAGUAACUUCUUCUGAGAAGUCCGUGUACUUUACUUGAAAAAGACUCUCUUCGAAUAUGGUUUUGGCAAAACAAUCCUAAAAUGUGGCUUCCCAAAGAGGUAAAGGGGAAGAGUUUUCGAAGCUAUUUACCAUUUAAGCAACUGGGUAGGGUGUAUGAAACUGGGAAGAAAUGCUGAAAUACUCUAAGUUAGACAUUUUUAUUUUACAGAAACUCAAUUGUUAAUAUCUUAUUAAGCACCACCAUCUUUGAGAGGACUGUUUGAUGCCCAGUGAGAAUGUGUUGGGGAAUAUAUGAGUGGAUAAGCCUCUCUGUUUCCAGCAUCGUUUGGACUCUUCACCUCUUCUUGCUCUAGCAAGCGUGUUCCAAGGCCAGCUGGUGGUAGUUCUGUGUGACCAGGGAAACUUGUGGCCCGAAAAUGUGAAUGUAAUGAACAGAUAUACUGUGGACCCAACUCCACAAAGGCUGAGCUGCCCUUUCCCGACCUUCAACUGGAAAGAGCUGUGUUGGGAAUUUUGUCUACAAUAUAUUCUUUCUGUAGAGCACCAGGUGUGAUGUAGCUUCAUGCCAAGAAUGAUUGAAUUAUGACUAUGUAGAGUCACAUAUAUUUUAAAAAAAAUUUAGUAUUUCGUUUAUUCAGUAGAAAUGAAAUUAAUAUCUUCAUGGAUGGUAUAUAAAUCCCAUACAUAUAAGCCCAUAAUUAAAAACACCCCUUUAAAAACUGUUGUGUUUAAGGAAAUUUAGAGUAUUCCAUUUUAAAGAACACCCGACUCUCCUCUGCCCUUAAUUUUGGUGAUAAGAAUAAAGGACCCUUCAUCUAGCUGGCAUUGAUUUUUUUUGGCAUUUCAUGGUGAUUUCUUUUAGAAAACGAAAACUUCUCUUUAAUUACUAUUUUUAAAUUGCUAAUUUGAAAAAGUUACUAGUAGGAGUCACAUAUAUUUUUUAUUGUGUGUUACUUAGAGGGCAAGUCCAUGGAGAGCCAGCGUUCAAAGUGCGGUUGUGAAUCCUUCCUUCAUUCUCUCAAGGCCCCUCCCACAGGAACCUGAAUAAACAUUGCCGUGUGGAGCCCUGGGUUCUGCCUGGCAGCUUAUGACCAGGUACCUAGCAUUUUGUAACUUGAUUUGGAGCCCUAGAACAUACCCAGGUUUUACUUUCCCUAGGUAAGGUAUGGAAAUAAACUGAUCAAGACAAAAACCACCGUGAUGUGGGUGACUGAUGCGGUCUUGACUGAAAGGGCAUUGACUGUAUGUGCUUCAUUCCUGAGCUACCCAGAUUUGAAGUGUUCUCCAAUUUGAUGAACAGGUGCUACUUACAAGAAACAUUAUAAGAAAGUAGGGGAUAUUUUGGUCCUCUGGCUCACUUGUUCAAGACCUGCAUUUCUUUUUUGACUAGAGGGUAAUGUAAGGAUAUGUGGUCUUUAAUGUUCACAGAUGCUUUUGGAUGGAGAGAGGAUCCAUGGGCCAUCUGUUUUUUUUUUUUUUUUUUUUUUUUUUUUUUUUAAGCCCUCAUUGUAACAUUAAAUUCUGCCCCUUCUCUCCACUUCCCUUUGCCUCACCCCACCCCCAUCCCACUUAUCAGGAUGAAGGAGCAGCAUGCUGCUUUGCUUUGCAUAUGUCAGAGUAGAUGGGAUACAAGGAUGAUUUCAGUUUCUGCAGAGGUUCCCAUUUCUUGUUGUAACAUCAUGGUUUGUGAAUAAUGACACUGCCCAGGCCACAGGUUACCCAGCCGACUGAUCACAGACUUAGAACAACCGGACUUGAAUCACGCCUGCAGUCUUGCCCUCACCUGAGCCAUGCCUGUGUUCACGGAGGGCUGAGGUAUGUGUUUGUGAAAUGGCUGGGGUUCAAGGAAAGGAAGCAUUAAGCUUCGUAGUUGCAGGGCUCUUGCUUAGAUUCUUUGAGAGUGUAGACACAUAGAAACAGAUAGCUGGACUGGGAUUAGCUCUGAAAAGCUAUCUUUAGUUGGAGGGCGGGCUCAGAACUGAGGUCUUUGACCUUGCCUUACAUGGUUCUUGCCCUUACAUCAGCUUGACUUGGUUUCCUUUUAAAACCCACUUUCCUGAGGGGUCACUCCAUGUUUACAGAACCAGCACCCCCCCCCCCCAACCUCUCUCAGAGAGUGUUGGAAUCCUCCACUCUUCUCCCCUCUAACAGCUCAGCCUAGUCCAGGCCAAUUCAAGGGAACUUUCUUCAGUAUCUACUCUGUGCAAGGCGCUGCCAGACUCUGUGAAUGGCACCAAGAUGGACAGCCAAAUCACCAAGACUUCUCAUUCUUGGAUUAUAUCUUUUAAGAAAUCCGUGCCCAGAUGCUGUCUCCCUGCAUGUUCAGUUACUCACUGGUAUGUUGAUAGCCACUUAUCUGAGCCUGGCCCUGGGAUCCACACUGCAUAGAGAGCCAUGAGUGGAACAGACAUGGCACCCUGGUUUUAGGGCAUUCUCUUUUGCCUAAGUGUCUGUGAUAGCCUCUUUUGCAUGCUUGGCCACUUCCCUGAUCUAUUCCCCACAUCACCACUAAGUAUUUCUGAAAAGCUGAGAGGAUGCUGCAUUGCUUCAGGAUGAGGUUUCCCUUAGUGCCUGCUGUUCUCACCUCUUUACCCACCCUGUUGCUCCUCAAGAGCCUCCAGUGCAGCGAGGCUGGUCCAUUUGCUGUUGCCUAAACACGUCUCACAUACCCCCGUUGGAGCCUCUGUUCCUGCCAGCCCCUCUCCACGGGCCCACAUCAGAGACACCUAACAAGUUCUGCACAAAGAGGUCUCAGCUCAUUAUCAUCUCCCCUUCCUCUAGAAACACAGCAUGGGAAAGGGGUGCCCAGAAAUUGGGCCAAUUCCUGAAAAGUAAUGGUUUUUAAUUUUGGUGUUUGCACUGAUAAUCCAAUUCAAAUCCUAUGCCCCAGUCCCAGAAGAAUACAGACAUGCAAAUAUGUGAAAUUUUACAUGUAAGUUCAGGAGACUUAGAGACAUUCUGAAGUGAUCCAUGGAUUCCUUGAGGGGUUCAUGGACUGCAGUUGAAGAAAGCCUUCUUCUAAAGGGUUUUCACAAGUUCCUGUUGUUGGUGUUCUUUCUUGCCUUUACCACAGCCACAGGGGAGACUAAUUGCAAGCCAAAGGAAUCUCUGUUGUUAUCCAGUGGAGAAUGUGCUGAGUGACAGGGCAGGAAGAAGAGGUGUCAUAUUAAUUGAGAACUUAUCUUUGUUUUGACAAGUGUGUCAUUUUUUGCAAGAGAUAGGGUUUUGUUGUCAUCGUCAUUGUUGUCAUCUACCUUCUAACACUCCAAAAGGUUGAUUUCAAAAAAAAAAAAAUAUGAGUUUAGGACCAGGGGAGCUUCUGCAUGGAUAGGCUGACCAACUUGGGGCUUAAGAUGAGAGAGAAGAGGCAGGAUUUUUCCCUACAGGAGAAAAUUCUGCACAAUCAGGUUUUUCUGCAUUAGUUAAUUAAUUACUUCCUAGAACAAUUGUUGAGUAUAUUUUCAGUGAAAGGAUGGUGCCUUUGUUGAUAGAGAACUACUCAGGUUCUUCUUUCUCCUCCCCCUCCUCCUUCUUCCUCCUCCCUCCUCCCUCUCUUCCUUCUCCUCCUCUUCCUCCUCCUCUUCUUCUCCUUCUUCCUCCUCUUCCCUCUCCCUUUCCUUCUUCUUCUUCCUCUUCCUCUCCUUCUCCUUCUUCUUUUCUUUUCUUUUAUAGGGCGAAGCACUUUUGUUGCUCCUGGCUAUGCCCCAUACCCUUUGUUCUCCUUUAUGUGCAGUUCUGUUUAAGAUUAACAAGGGCUGAUGAAAGUACAUCCGGUGACAAAUACUUCUUGAGUCUAAAUGCUGAUCUCCAGCAACCCAACUUGAGCAGGUCCAGGAUCAAUUGCCUGUGGCCGUGGAGUGCUUGACCUUUUUCCACUUGCUUUUGGUGGUCUGGAUGCCACUUUUGAGGUUCCAAAGGAUUCCCUUGGUGGGGAAUCCCUCUUGCCUGCAGAACACUUGCUAGUGCCAGGACUAAAUGCAAACAUGGGCCUUUCCUCAUCUAAUUUCCUUUCUAGAAAUUUAGGCUUUUAGUCACUGACUUUAAAGAAUAUCUUAAAGAUAUUUGAAGUUCUUUAACCUUUAAGACAACUGGAACCAGCAACAUAUUGGCCUUGCCCCUUGGAGAAGGUUACAAAGAAUACUGACAAAUAGCAUAAAAGAAAGCCACUCACUGUUUUGGGGCUGACAAUGUGACCUCCCCAACCAUUCUGGCUCUCAUCAAAGCAGGGAACUCAUCCCCAGACCAAAACUCUCUGAAACUUAUGCUCAUGGCUAGAUCAUUAGGAUGCUCAAAUUGCAAGAGGAUUAUUGCCCCUAACUGUCAAAUUUGUAGGCAAAUAAGGGGGACGGUUGCAAUAAUCAAACAGUGGCUUUUGGAUGUGGUCCAACCAGCACCAACACUCCUGAUCAUAUCUGUGGGGAAACAAGUUAUCUAGAGCAAAAGAUUGGUACAGUACCUUGGUGUUCCAUUCACAGUGAAAUAAUUUCAGCAAUGAACUUGAUGGCCUUCUUGAAGAUUUUUCAAUUGCUGUUAUCCUUAAUUACAGCUUUAAAGAUUUUGAGACAAUUCACUAACUAUAGAGCAAUAUAUAUUUACGAUGAUAUUUCACUUUGUGAAAAGUAGUCUAAAUAUGACUAAUUCAGCUCCCACUCUCACUGGCAAGCAUCCCCCCCUCCCUGGUUUUUUCUUUUUUUUUUCUUUUGGCUCUAGAAUAGAGUGCUUUCUAUUUAUUAGUAAAGUUGAAACCUUUUUUCUUCUUUAGUAUUAAAAAAAUUACCCCAUGGCUUUGAAAACAAUAGAAUUCAGUGCCUGAAUUGCCAAGUUAACCAGUAGUGGCUACAUAGAUAGCAGCAGGAAUGUAAUAUAAUUGGAGGCUGGAAAAGAGUAAUUCUUGGGGUACUUGCUACCCCUCUCUUCUUAAAAAAACAGCAAUCCUUGGACUUUUUAAUAGUUGUUUGCAGUUGGAAACAUUCUCUCAUGUUUGCUUCUCUCCCCCAACUAGAGAUCACAUUGGACUUUAUUAAAACAUCUACCAUGUCCAAAUGAUUGUAUUUUUAUCUUCAGCAAAUUAUAUCUGAAAUCUUUUGCAGCAAUAAGACUAAAGAUGAGGCUCAAAUUUUUGGAGGGAUCUCUGCUUCAGUAGGGGCAACGUGUUUGUGUUACUUCUGUCAAAAUGGUUUUACCUCAAAUAAUCCAUUUCAUGGGAUCAUGCUUACUGUAAACAUAUGUUUUUCCCAGCACCCCGUGUCCGGCUGAGUGUCUGACAACUGCAGCGUUGAUGAGGGUGAUGGCUCCUCCAUAGUAGCGGUUGAAAAGAUGUGGGUCUGAGUACUUUAUCGGGAGGUAUUUGAAUUUCACUGAGUGGGAGGAGAGAAGGAAAGAGAACAGAUACUGGCUUCGAGCAACCAUGUGGUAUGGCUGUAUUAGAGAUGUGUCGGCACGCUGGAAAUUUUCUAGGUAGUGGCAUCUUACUAAAACAAUGCAGAUGACUACAGGUUUAAAUAAAAAACAAAGGCCAUCUGUAGGGAAGGCUUGUCUGUGAAUAUCCCAGUGGCUGGUGCAGCAAGCAUUGGAGAAAUGUUGAGCAUUGCCCUGGUUUCUGGCUUGUUCUCCUGAGCUGUCCCAUCUGAGGCUGGGCCUGGGCACAAGAGGCGUAGCCCCAGGGUGUCCACUCCUUUGAUUCUGGAACUUACUUCUGGUCUCUCAAAAACGUUUGUGGCAUAUAGUUUCCAUUUUAUAAUAUACUAUGUAAAGAAUGUAUUUGUAUAUUUGUUUUAUAGAAACUGUCAGUGUUUGGAGACACGCCAGAUCAUCCUUAUGUAGGCAAGUGGUCUCCAAACCUUUGUAAAACUUUCUCAGCAUGCCCUUCAGCGUAUUUAUUUAUAAACACAUACACACACUGCUCUAUUGAUAUGUUAUGAACGUUAAAAACCAUAGAAAACAUAGAAAUUUACAAAGAAUUUUCUCCUCGACAAUAGAGUUUAGAGAAUGGGGCAAGGAAGACUUAAAAGUUGACACCUAGAAAACUGGUUAGUUAACGAAUGUGUGUGUAACAUUGGCGGGAAAGUGGAUGUAAAAUAGGCAUGGACGCAUGAUUUUAGGUCAAGGUCAUUCAUUCAUUCAUUCUUACAAUACAUUUUUGGUUGGGGAAGAGAAGAAUGGCUAAUUAGGUAUGAUCUUUACAAGAGCUCUUUUAAAUUCUGUUUUGGGGACCACUUGAUCUAGAACGUCUUGUACAUUCCUGAACAAUUACUCAGUACCUUGACUUAGCAAAACCAGAAAAGAAAGGAAGGGAAAAGGACCUCAACAAUGCAGAUGCUGACUCUGUUGCCUGAGAAUUUCUGAAUCUGAAAGUCCUGCUAAGCAUCAUCUCACUGAUUGUGCGUCUUUCUUCUCUUUGUUUAUAAUAUCCCAUCUCUAAAUGUGUGGAAGAUGUAGAGGUGUAUUUUCCAGAUCUCUGAGAUGGGAAGGACCAAUGUUAGUGUAAUUCGAACCCACGUUUCAGCGGCUUGGGGGCUGAUGGGUGGACACUGCCUGCAAACAUUUACCUGCACCAUCUGUUUUGCAAACACAAUGAUGAGCAUCUUGCUGAACUUUGAGGGCCUCCAUGUGGAGGCGGCAUUCCCAGUGUUUAUUUCUGGACCUCUGAGUUACUUUAGCACAGUUAUUGUUCGUAGUUUAUAAAGCCAUAUCUAAACUUGUACACUUGAUUGUAAGAUAGAUUUGAAUUGUGCACUAUGUUGAUUACUGUAUAUAAAUGUGGAAAUUCUGUAUAUUUGGUCUUAAUGCUGUAUGUAUUUGAUGUGUAAAUGAUAACUAAUGGAUAUGAAAUA